UUGGGCUUUUCUUUACCUCUCUAAAAUCAUUUCUUCAAUCGUCUUCUUGUCAUUUUUCCUCGUAUCCACUUUAGAUCAAACCCCAGAACAAGAAAAACAAAUCUGAUUGUGUGUUUUUUUUUCUUUCGGGUUUUUACUAUCAAAAGAUGGUGGUGAAACAUAGUAAGGCCGAGAAGAAGAUCGCUUACGAUCAAAAACUGUGCAAAUUGUUGGAUGAAUACAGUCAGAUACUCAUCGUCGGAGCAGACAAUGUUGGAUCAAAUCAGCUGCAGAAUAUCCGCAGAGGCUUACGUGCAGAGUCGGUUAUUCUCAUGGGGAAGAAUACCAUGAUGAAGAGGUCCAUAAGGGUUCAUGCAGAAAAUACUGGCAACAAAAAUUUCCUUAGUCUCAUACCCCUUCUUGUUGGAAACGUGGGAUUGAUCUUCACGAAGGGUGAUUUGAAGGAAAUAAGCGAGGAGGUUUCAAAAUACAAGGUUGGUGCCCCUGCUCGUGUAGGUUUAAUUGCUCCAGACGAUGUUGUUGUUCCUCCAGGGAAUACCGGACUUGACCCAUCGCAGACAUCCUUCUUCCAGGUUCUCAAUAUCCCCACUAAGAUUAACAAGGGAACUGUUGAAAUUAUUACUGCCGUGGAGCUGAUUAAGAAGGGGGAUAAAGUUGGUUCCUCUGAGUCAGCUCUGCUUUCAAAGCUUGGGGUUAGGCCAUUCUCUUAUGGCCUUAUUGUCCAGGCCGUUUAUGAGAAUGGAUCAGUCUUUAGCCCUGAAGUGCUAGAUUUGACAGAAGAUGAUCUAGCUGUGAAGUUCUUGGUGGGACUUUCUAUGGCAACUUCUCUUUCUCUGGAAAUUUCAUACCCAGCCUUGUCAGCUGCACCUCACAUGUUGAUAAAUGGGUACAAAAAUGCCCUGGCCAUUGCAGUCGAGACUGAAUACUCUUUCCCUCAGGCUGAUGAGGUCAAGGAGUACCUCAAGGAUCCCAGCAAGUUUGCUGCUGCAGUAAGUGCUGCUCCAGCUCCUGCCCCGGGAGAUGGUGGUGCUGCUGCUGCCAAUGAAGAAAAGAAACCAGAGCCUGUUGAAGAGGAGGAAGAAGAUGAAGAUUUGGGUCUUAGUCUUUUUGACUAGAUUUAAUUUAGAUUGAUUGCCUGCUACAUAUCUUCUAGUUCUUUCUUGCUUUUUUUGUUUUGCACCAGUGGAAUAAUCCUGAGUUUUAGUACCCUACCAAUAAUUUUUGAUAAUAUAUCUGCAUUUGCAUGACUUCUUUUUGU
Molecule: messenger RNA, 1258 nt
Organism: Coffea arabica (coffee)
Lineage: Eukaryota; Viridiplantae; Streptophyta; Magnoliopsida; Gentianales; Rubiaceae
Product: large ribosomal subunit protein uL10-like
Biological process (GO): ribosome biogenesis; cytoplasmic translation; ribosomal large subunit assembly
Cellular component (GO): cytosolic large ribosomal subunit
Molecular function (GO): structural constituent of ribosome; large ribosomal subunit rRNA binding
Source: RefSeq, a predicted model, not a curated record